This is a messenger RNA of Sphenostylis stenocarpa, 429 nucleotides long. Lineage: Eukaryota; Viridiplantae; Streptophyta; Magnoliopsida; Fabales; Fabaceae. The record is from the annotation of a GenBank genome assembly.
AUGAUGGGUGAAGAACUUUCUGGUUUGGGUAUUAAAGAGUUGGGGAAUCUGGAGAACCGAUUGGAGAUGAGUUUGAAGGGUGUUCGCAUAAAGAAGGAUCAAAUUCUCAUUGAUGAGGUCAAAGAACUACACCAAAAGGGAAGCCUAGCUAAUCAAGAAAAUGUACAACUUCAGAGAAAGAUAAAUCUCAUUAGCAAGGAAAAUGAAGAACUACGAAAGGCUAUUGAAGCAAAAGGUAGAAAAGAAGGUUCUGCAACAUCCAAUUGUCCAUACACUAUCACUUAUGGAUAUGAUAUUCUUGCUCCUAUUAGUCUCCAGCUAAGCCAGCCACAGCCUCAACACAGUGAACCACCAGCCAAAGCAAUGAAACUGGGAUUAAGCUGCAAUAGGAAAAACUGUUCCAAAAGUAGUGAUGGUGAUGAUCUCUGA